AUGCUUCAUUCCUCGGAAGCACAAUGCCGGGAUGAUGACUGGACUGGUCUUCGUGAUCGAGCGGAAAGACGCAAGAGACAAAAUCGCCUCAAUGUCAGAGCCUACAGAAAGCGAAAGGCUCUCGAAUUGCAUCAAAUUGGGCAGACGGAAACAUCAACGCCUGAUAUGUCAUAUGAGUCUUCUAACAAAGAAUCACGACCUAAUCUGAGCUCGGGAACAAGUCUAGAUUUUAUACAGUGGGCUCCACCGGGACAGCCUGCAGCUGAAGCACACCGCUGUUCAAAUCCUCGUUCUGAAAGAGAUGAGAGCCAAACUCGCAUACAGCGACCUGCACGCAACCACAAUAAUGGCAAAUCGCGCUUAGGAAGGCGUGUGCCGCCUUACUUCCAGAAUCCCACUACAUGGCUCCCUCUGUAUAAGGAUCACCUCAUCCCGCUGGUAUUUUACAAUGUCUUCAGGGCUACCAUUACCAACAUUCAUAUCCUAUCUCUCACGUCUCUGCUCACUAGCCCAUGCACACCGGACCUUCACACAACACCACUAUUUCCAACACCUUGUCAAGUGCCAGAGACUUUGAUGCCUACUCCCACGCAAAGCUCGACACCCCACGAAUGUUGGAUCGACAUUUUCCCAUCGGGUGGCAUGCGCGAUAACGCUAUCAAGUUCCGUGAUCAGUACAGCCAGCAUGAUCUUUGUGCUGACUUAGUGGGCUGUCAAGAAGGCGAUGCCUGUCUUAAUCAACCGGGAAUCAUUGCUUGGUCAGACCCUUGGCAUCCUGAUGGUUGGGAGGUCACAGAAAGGUUUGUCGAGAAAUGGGGCUUUUUACUCAAGGGUUGUGAGGAUGUCAUGAGAGCGACCAACAAAUGGCGCGCAAUGAGGGACGAGGAACCGCUUGUAUGGGAGCUGGAGUAA
Molecule: messenger RNA, 912 nt
Organism: Colletotrichum costaricense
Lineage: Eukaryota; Fungi; Ascomycota; Sordariomycetes; Glomerellales; Glomerellaceae
Exons: 3
Coding region: 1-912 (303 amino acids)
Source: RefSeq, a predicted model, not a curated record